UCCACGUCCCUGCCUCAGACGGUACUCCUCCCUUUCCUUUCCACGUGGUUGCAGAUGGCCGCUUGCAGAGGUUGAGCCGGGAAACUCUUGGUGGUGCCGUCUGAGCGGAACCUGCACCUCGUUGGGGGCGGUGAGGUGAGCGUAGGCGCCAGAGGCUGCAAUCCCUCCCUCCAGCUGCCUCUUCACUCUUUGGAGAAAUAGCCUGUCGUCUGUUUCCCGCCCGGUAGACGCUUUCUCUUUACCCACACCGCCAUCCCUGUGCUAGGAAAAGCCUCCCCUGCUAAAGUUGAUGUCUGGCAGACGACUGCUGUUAGACUUUACUCCCUUUCUGUUUGUGGGCAGUGUUCUCUCCCAAGCCAUCUCCCCAGUGACAAAGAUCUUCAAAGCCCUUGGUAGGACCUUCAGCUGAACAGCUGGCAUCUGGUGGAAGAAAGCUUCGUGAGUUGCCUCUUGACUGGAACGGCAUUCUCCAACCAUGGCUGAAGGGGGUGCUGAUGGAAACCAGCCACCACGUGACCCUCCUCGCAACCUCCAGGGCUUGCUACAGAUGGCAGUCACUGCAGGAAAUCCUGAGUCUGCUCCAAUGGAGCCCAUGUCUGAUGAGCGGAGGCAGUGGCUGCAGGAGGCGAUGGUAGAGGCGUUCCGGGGGCAAAUGGAUGAAGUAGAAAAAAUGAAGGAAUGCCUGCAGCUACUGGAGGCUUCAACCCCCGGAGCAGAGCGUGGAGGGGAGAGUCCGGAGGAAACGCGUUCAGACCUCGAGAACAGACAGGGUGCCUUAGACCUUCUGGCAGAGCUGUGUGAAAACUUGGAUAAUGCUGCAGACUUCUGCAAACUGGAGGGCAUGCGGCUGCUGGUGCACCGGUACCUGGAGCACGAGGAGGAAGAGCUGCGUUGGCGAGCUGCCCACUUGGUGGGCACCUGUGCCCAGAAUGUGCCCAAGGUGCAGGAGCAGGCCCUGGCGCUGGGCUGCCUGAGGAAGCUGUUGAAGCUGCUGGACCAUGAUCCCAGCGAGGCCGUCCGGAUCAAGGCACUCUUUGCUGUCUCCUGUUUGGUAAGAGCCCAGGAAGCUGGCCUGCAACAGUUCCUUCGUCUUGAUGGGUUCUCUGUCCUCAUGAGGGCCAUGCAGAGCAACGUGCAGAAACUGAAGGUGAAAUCUGCCUUCCUUCUCCAGAACCUUCUCAUAAACCACCCAGAGCAGAAAGAGACUCUCUGUUCCAUGGGAAUGGUCCAGCAGCUGGUGGCACUGAUCCGGUCUGAACACAGCACCUUCCAUGAACACGUCUUGGGAGCGUUGUGCAGUCUGGUAACAGAUUUCCCUCAGGGUGUGCGAGAGUGUCAAGAGCCGGAUUUGGCCCUCGAGGAACUGUUAAAGGAGCGAUGCCAGCUACUAAAGGAUCAGGAGGAAUUCCAGGAGGAGCUGGAUUUCUGUGAGACGCUGUUGCACCUUUGCUUCCACAGUCAGCCUGAUGAAAACAGCAUGGACCGUUAACUUGGCUUCCCAGAGUACCCUUUGGCACUGUUGGAAGUUCACGCUUGCAUUUGAAGCUGUGUCAGUUGGAGACACUUGAUGGAAACGCCUGUGUUUAUCCUCCCAUCCACUGACCUGGCGACAGGCUGGACUAACAGAAGAUCUCUCUGAAACGCAAUACACAGCUUGUUAGCCUACUGAUCAGCAGGAAGACACUUUCAUAAGCUGUCGCUGUGUAACUUCCUCUUCGUCAUCUUGCAGAAGCAUUCAUCCACUGUCUUCCUUCCCAGCCUCACCCAUGCAUUUACCUUCUAUAGGCAAAAAGCCAUAGUGUUGAGAUGAUUCUUGAGAUAUCCAUGCUUAAUUGGGAAAUGAAUCCUAUUUUCUCUCCUUAUGUUGCUUGUUUUCAAAAGACAAGAUACUUAGCAGGGAAAGGCUUGAGUGCCUUUUAAUUCCUUUAUCUAGAAAGUUAGGUGAUCCAAAAAAUUGUCUUUUUAGUUCUGCAGAUGGGAAUUGGGUACUCUACAAACUUAUGCUGGGUAACAUAUUUGGGGAGCAUUUGUUCAAAAGGGGCAGGGGCUUUCAUAUAUGACCUGUAUAUCUACCCAUACCUUAAAAAAAAUGUUGGGAGAGAUUAUUGUGGCCUCCUUUUUAAAAAAAAUUGAUUGUGACAACUCUGUGUAUUCCAAAAAGCUUGAAUUCCCCACCAUUGUA
Rhineura floridana is the source of this 2182-nucleotide messenger RNA. RefSeq names its product HSPA (Hsp70) binding protein 1 (gene HSPBP1). The record is from RefSeq and is a predicted model, not a curated record. Gene Ontology annotation, molecular function: protein binding. Lineage: Eukaryota; Metazoa; Chordata; Lepidosauria; Squamata; Rhineuridae. The transcript is spliced from 10 exons. Bases 476 to 1489 code for a protein of 337 amino acids.